ACAGAAACACAUUCGAGUAAACGCCUGUUGGCAUAUAUAGUCUGUUUUCUUAGCUGCUCCAGUGUAUUGGCUGCUCUCACUGAGACAUCACAUGUGUAAUUUCAGUUUUACAGGUAGUUUUGUAUAUCAAAAUAAUUAUUUCUCCAUUUUCCAUCAGCAUAAUAUAGAAAAUCUCGCCAAACCAUACUUAUCAAAAAACAAAAAAUAAAAAGUUCGCCAAAAAUUUCUAUCUGCCAUAACAUAUAGUACAGUUAGCGUAUGGGGUUCACUAAUGUUGAAAAAAAAAACAAAAUAGCCGUCGUAAAGAGGGACUAACGAUGAAACGUGUGUGGCCAAUCAUCUUCACGAUUCUUUGUAAUGCCGAAGAUAUAGUCGACGGAGGUCUGCUUGAUACCUUCUGUCACCCAACGACACCUUUUAUUACUCCCCUCGACGGAAAACAUCUUCGCUUGAUUGGAACUUCACUCGAGGGAAUUUUGGAUUUGAAAAGAAAUUUGAGUGGCCAUGUCGUCCAAUCUGCUGGACCCGUUUCUCUUGCACUUGAGUGGCUUUCCCGUCGCUACAAUUUUAGAUAUUCGUACAUUCCAAUGUUCGGAAGUUUUUUUGUAGAUGACUUGCCUACCCAACGUGGUGGACUGAGCUUUUUACGUCAAGGGGAUGCGGACAUGUUUCCCGGUGCUAUAAUUGGAACACUAAGCCGAUUCAAAGAUGCAGAUUUUUCAACACCGUGGAUCUCUAGUCCUUUCAGUAUACUCAUACCCAUACCCAAGUCUUCUACAAACAUUGCCGCUUUGAUUGAUCCCAUGAGAACUAAAGUUUGGAUUUGCAUUGGUCUUUCAGUACCAACCGUCAUUGCAAGUCUGUAUGGUUUGAGCAGAUGUAUUGUUGACUUGAACAAACGAAUAGAUUCGAAAAAAAUAGAGCAAAAUUCACGUGGAAGUUUUCAAAUAAUCAAUUACGUAAUUUGCGUCCUUCUUUGUCAAGGUGCAUAUUGCAGAAAUAAACAACUAGCGAUUCGUUUAGCAGCAGCUGCUUGGUGUCUGGCUUGUUUUGUUCUCGUUCAAGCAUACAGUUCGACGCUAAUCGCUUCCAUCACAUCACCCAAUAAUAAGCCCAUAAUUAAUUCAAUAAAUGAUUUUCCCAAUGUUCCUGAUCUAAAAAUGACAGUUAAUAGAAACCUCGGAGCAGAUUUACUGUUUCAGGCAAGUCGGUUCGCUAAAUGUAAUCCAUUGCAAUUUUUUAUGUUUUUUUUUUAAUUUUUUUAGCAAAGUAAUUUCGGUAUUUUUAAGAAACUUGGCGAUUCAUUAAGGGACGAUCCAAGUCUUCGUUGCAAUCAAACUGAACAUUGUCUUGACAAAGUUCGUUCUGGAAGUCAUGUGUUCGUUCACGCAUUAAUGGUUAUCCAAAAAAUAAUUACCAUGGAUCGAGAGCAGGCAGGAUCAUGUCAUUUUACAGUAGCUGCAGAAACCUUUUGGUCAAGUCAUCUUUAUUUCUUGUUCCCAAAAAAGAGUCCCUACAUUGAAACUGUUAAUCGAGGAAUAUUAAAGAUGCAAGAAAAUGGAUUGUUGUUAAAAUGGAAAGAAAUUUUCAACCCUAAGACGGCAGAAUGUUUAUUGAAGAAAUAUCUGAAGAACAAAAGAAAACCUCAAAUUAGUGUAAAAAAUCUGACAAGUGUGUUUAUACUUUUGAUAUUUGGAAUUUGUGUUUCAUUAAUUGUGUUUUUUCUCGAACUGAUUUGCCACGGUCGCAGCUUCAAUUCUUGUUGUUAAAUUUCUCACGUUUAGUUAUAUUAGUUUUUUUGGUAUUUUGGUUUGAAUCGGUUUAUCAUCUAUUUGGAUUCUACCAACCAAAUUACCCCCUUCUUUUGUACGAUUUCUCACCUUUAGAUUAAAAUUUAUACAGAGCCUACCUAAAGUUUUGGAACGCGCGAGUGAAACUUUAUGGAAAAAGGCGUUUUUCUCGGCGUUCAAAAAAAAAAUUUUGUUGGAAUGCGACCAAUUUGUUUUUUUUACGUAGACAUUAGGAAUAUGAUAAAGCAAUUUUUUUUAGAUUUUUUCAUUCACGGGAAUAGUAGGUUUUUUAACGAGCCAUAAGUUUUGGAAUGCUCCGUAGAGUUAUAUGUAAAUUAGGCAACUUUAAAGGAUUCUAACUUGUAACGGGUGAAACUAGAACGACGCGGAAAGCUUUAAAAAUUAAAACGAUGAGCUUUAUAAAGUUAAUAUAGAUAGUGGGUGUACAACGAAAUAGAAAAUCAAAUUUGACUUUUUCCCAUUAAUUUUCUGUGUUCACCCACUAUGUCCU
Molecule: messenger RNA, 2301 nt
Organism: Daphnia pulex (common water flea)
Lineage: Eukaryota; Metazoa; Arthropoda; Branchiopoda; Diplostraca; Daphniidae
Product: glutamate receptor ionotropic, kainate glr-3-like
Exons: 8
Coding region: 318-1256 (312 amino acids)
Cellular component (GO): membrane
Molecular function (GO): ligand-gated monoatomic ion channel activity
Source: RefSeq, a predicted model, not a curated record